This is a messenger RNA of Microbotryum saponariae, 162 nucleotides long. Lineage: Eukaryota; Fungi; Basidiomycota; Microbotryomycetes; Microbotryales; Microbotryaceae. The record is from the annotation of a GenBank genome assembly.
AUGGCCGACUUUGAGGUUGCUCUCGAGGAGCUGAUUGAGUCCAAACUGUCAAAGUUACACCUGGAUCAAGAUCAUGAAGAGUUGUCGUCGUUCGUGAUCGGGAUUGUCAAGGAGGAUUCCUUUGAGCGUGAGGUGGGUCGAUCGGACGUGUGGUGGAAGUAG